This is a messenger RNA of Sordaria macrospora k-hell, 666 nucleotides long. RefSeq lists its product as uncharacterized. NCBI's taxonomy places the organism in Eukaryota, Fungi, Ascomycota, Sordariomycetes, Sordariales, Sordariaceae. Gene Ontology annotation, biological process: xylan catabolic process. Gene Ontology annotation, molecular function: hydrolase activity, hydrolyzing O-glycosyl compounds. The record is from RefSeq and is a predicted model, not a curated record.
AUGGUCUCCAUCAAGUCCCUCCUUCUCGGCGCCGCCGGUGCCCUCGCCGUCCCCUUCAACGCCACCGAGUUCUCCGAGCUUAACGUGCGCGCCGGCACUCCCAGCAGCACCGGCACCCACAACGGCUUCUACUACUCCUUCUGGACUGACGGUGGCGGCACCGUCAACUACGCCAACGGCAACGGCGGUUCCUACACGGUGAACUGGUCCAACGUCGGCAACUUCGUCGGCGGCAAGGGCUGGAACCCCGGUUCCGCUCGCACCAUCACCUACUCGGGCUCCUUCAACCCCUCCGGCAACGGCUACCUCGCCGUCUACGGCUGGACCCGCAACCCGCUUGUCGAGUACUAUGUCAUCGAGAACUUUGGCACAUACAACCCCUCGUCGGGCGCCACCCGCCUCGGAUCCGUCACUACCGACGGCUCCACCUACGACAUCUACAAGUCUACCCGCUACAACCAGCCGUCCAUCGAUGGCACUCAAACCUUCAACCAGUACUGGUCGGUCCGCCAGCAGAAGCGCAGCGGUGGUUCCGUCACCAUGAGCAACCAUUUCAACGCCUGGGCCAAGGCUGGUCUGCAGUUGGGCACCCACAACUACCAGAUUGUGGCUACUGAGGGAUACCAGAGCAGUGGAUCUUCUUCCAUCACUGUUCAGGGCCCUUGA